GCGGGCGGCGGGGGUCGCGGCGGCGGCGUGGGCGCUGGCGGGCCGCGGGCGGCGGGGCCCCGUCUCGGGCUCCGGGCCGUAGCAGACAAGAUGGCGGCGGCGCUCCGGAGGCCGGUCCCCUCCUCUUCUCCGCCGUCCCCCGCCUCCUCCUCCUGCUCCUCCGCCUCCGCCUCCGCCUCCUGCCGCAGCCCUAGCGACCGCCGGAGCGCCGGCCCGCUCUCCCCGGGCUGCGGAGGGGGCUAGAGCCGGGGCCGGGCCCACGCUGGGGCCGGGCCGGGGAGGGCGGCGGCGGCGGCGGCGGCGGCGACGGCGGCGGCGGCGGCGGCGGCGCCGGGUGGGGAUGGGGUCGCAGACGCUGCAGAUCCUCCGGCAGGGGGUGUGGGCCGCGCUCAGCGGGGGCUGGUACUACGACCCGCACCAGGCCACCUUCGUGAACGCGCUGCACCUCUACCUGUGGCUCUUUCUGCUCGGCCUGCCCUUCACCCUCUACAUGGCCCUUCCUUCCUCCAUGAUUAUAGUAGCAGUUUAUUGUCCUGUGAUAGCGGCUGUUUUCAUUGUUCUGAAGAUGGUUAACUACAGACUCCACAGAGCACUUGAUGCUGGAGAAGUUGUAGAUAGGAACCCAAAUACAGACCAGCGAGCCAAAGCCGAGCAAGGCAACUGCUCAACUAGAAGAAAAGACAGCAAUGGUCCAAGUGAUCCCGGUGGAGGGAUUGAAAUGUCUGAGUUCAUUCGAGAGGCCACACCCCCAGUUGGUUGCAGUUCAAGAAAUUCUUACGCUGGCUUAGAUCCUAGCAACCAGAUUGGGUCUGGUUCCUCUCGUCUUGGGACAGCAGCAACUGUUAAAGGAGAUACAGAUACUGCUAAGACUUCUGAUGAUAUCAGUUUGAGUCUGGGCCAGAGCUCUAGUCUUUGUAAGGAAGGAAGUGAGGAACAAGAUUUGGCCACUGACCGGAAACUCUUCCGAUUGGUCUCCAAUGAUUCCUUCAUCUCCAUCCAGCCUUCCUUGUCCUCCUGUGGACAGGACUUACCAAGAGACAUUAGUGACAAAGUGAGCCUGCCAAAUCAUAGUCACCACCACCACGUUGAUCAGUCUCUGUCCAGUGCCUGUGACACAGAAGUGGCUUCCCUUGUCCCUUUACAUUCACACUCUUACAGGAAAGAUCACCGGCCACGGGGUGUGCCACGGACUUCUAGCUCUGCUGUUGCUUUUCCGGACACGUCACUGAAUGACUUCCCUUUGUAUCAGCAAAGACGUGGGUUAGACCCAGUGAGUGAGUUAGAAUCUUCCAAGCCUCAUUCUGGAUCCAAAGAAUCCUUGGCGGAAAACUCUCGUGUAUCUGGAGAGCCAAAAACCAGUAGUUUUCAGCCACCUCCGAGAAGUGGCAAGAGCAAAGCACUGAAGGCUGACAAAAGCUUGGACAGUCUGAGGAGCCUGAGCACCCGGAGCAGCGGGUCCACAGAGAGCUACUGCAGUGGCACCGACCGAGACACUCACAGCACCGUCAGCAGCUAUAAAAGUGAACAGACCAGCUCGACCCACAUAGAGAGUAUCUUGUCAGAGCACGACGAGGACUCACCAAAGGCAGGGAAGAAAAGCGGGAGGAGGAAGGAGUGUUGUGCUGACCCAGAGGACAAGAGUAGCUGCUCCAGCGACAAAAGGACUAGUAGUGAAAAGACCACCUUGGAAGUAAGUACCAAUAGUGGGGUUCAGGAGGCCAAGGAGUCUAAUACCUCAGACGAGAUGCAGAAUCAGAGGGGUCUCAGCACCUCUGCAUCUGAAGAAGCUAAUAAGAACCCCCAUGCCAAUGAAUUUACUUCCCAGGCAGACAGACCGCACGGGCAGGCUGCUGACAAUGAAGAGGAGCAGCCGGAGCAGCCAGCUGUUCCGGUGGAUCCAAAAGUCGGUAAAGACAAAGGUGGGAAGGAAGGGGAUGUUCGCCCCAAAUCAUCUAGCUUAAUCCACCGGAAGGCUUCUGCCCAUAAGUCGGGCAGGAGACGGACAGGGAAGAAACGGGCGAGCAGCUUUGAUUCUAGCCGGCAUAGAGACUACGUGUCCUUUCGAGGUGUCUCUGGCACCAAGCCCCACAGCGCGAUAUUCUGUCACGAUGAAGACUCCAGUGACCAAAGCGACUUGAGCCGAGCGUCCAGUGUGCAGUCUGCUCACCAGCUCAGCAGCGACAGCUCGUCGAGCACCACUUCCCAUUUGUGUCAGUCUCCCGAGGGCAGAUACAGCACCUUAAAGUCCAGGCACGCCUCUAAAGAAAGGGGCGCUGACUCUGAGCGCGCACACAAAGCUCACCUGGGUCCCGAGGCAACUGGCAAAAAGCGGACACCACGUCGGACUUCCAGCACAAAUAGUGCCAAGACACGGGCCCGAGUGUUGAGCCUGGACAGCGGCACUGUGGCCUGUUUGAAUGACUCCAAUAGGCUCAUGGCUCCCGAAAGUAGCAAACCCUUAACCACUUCAAAAUCAGAUCUCGAAGCCAAAGAAGGAGAGGUGCUAGAUGAGCUGUCUUUAUUGGGACGGGCUUCUCAGUUAGAGACUGUCACUCGGUCUAGGAAUAGCUUGCCAACCCAAGUUGCAUUUCCAGAAGGCGAAGAGCAAGAUGCAAUCAGUGGAGCAGCACAGGCCAGCGAGGAGGCGGUGUCAUUUCGCCGUGAACGCAGCACAUUUAGGCGCCAGGCAGUGCGGCGCCGGCACAAUGCAGGGAGUAACCCUACCCCUCCUACAUUGCUCAUCGGAUCACCCCUAAGCCUUCAAGAUGGUCCACAAGGCCAGCAGUCCACAGCCCAGGUCAAAGUGCAGUCCCGCCCCCCUUCCCAGGCUGCAGUGCUCAGUGCUAGUGCCUCCUUGCUGGUGAGAAAUGGGAGUGUCCACUUAGAAGCGUCACAUGACAGUGCAUCUGCUGUAGGCGGCAGCAGUUUGCAAGAUGAACUUGGUAAGUUCUCUUCUACACUUUAUGAGACUGGUGGCUGUGAUAUGUCACUUGUGAAUUUUGAACCAGCAGCAAGAAGAGCAUCUAAUAUCUGUGAUACGGAUUCUCAUGUAUCCAGUUCUACCUCAGUUCGAUUUUAUCCACAUGAUGUGCUCUCUCUUCCUCAGAUUCGAUUGAACAGACUGUUGACCAUAGAUACAGAUUUGUUGGAGCAACAAGACAUUGAUCUAAGUCCUGACUUGGCGGCUACUUACGGCCCAACAGAAGAAGCCGCCCAAAAGGUCAAACACUAUUACCGCUUUUGGAUCCUGCCGCAGCUCUGGAUCGGCGUUAACUUUGACAGACUCACACUUUUAGCUCUGUUUGAUAGAAAUCGUGAGAUCCUGGAAAAUAUAUUAGCUGUCAUCUUGGCUAUUCUUGUGGCAUUUUUGGGAUCGGUUCUUCUCAUACAAGGCUUCUUCCGAGACAUCUGGGUGUUCCAGUUUUGCCUGGUGAUAGCCAGCUGUCAGUACUCACUGCUUAAGAGUGUUCAACCAGACUCCUCUUCUCCUAGACAUGGUCAUAAUCGGAUCAUUGCCUACAGCAGACCAGUUUACUUCUGUAUAUGUUGUGGUCUUAUUUGGCUCUUGGAUUAUGGGAGCAGAAACCUUACCACAACCAAGUUCAAACUCUAUGGAAUAACGUUCACCAAUCCGCUGGUGCUUAUUUCAGCCAGGGAUUUAGUUAUAGUGUUCACACUUUGUUUCCCAGUAGUGUUUUUCAUUGGUCUCCUGCCUCAGGUGAAUACAUUUGUAAUGUACCUUUGUGAGCAACUGGAUAUUCAUAUCUUUGGUGGUAAUGCCACGACUAGCCUGCUUGCGGCACUUUACAGUUUCAUCUGCAGCAUUGUGGCAGUCGCCUUACUGUAUGGACUGUGUUAUGGCGCUCUGAAGGACUCUUGGGAUGGCCAGCAUAUUCCAGUACUUUUCUCUGUGUUUUGCGGCUUGUUGGUAGCAGUAUCCUAUCAUCUCAGCAGACAAAGCAGUGACCCAUCUGUACUUUUCUCUUUGGUGCAAUCCAAGAUUUUUCCAGAAACAGAAGACAAGAAUCCAGAAGACCCUCUGUCUGAAGUAAAAGAUCCACUGCCCGAAAAGCUUCGAAAUUCUGUUAGCGAGCGUUUGCAGUCUGACCUGGUCGUGUGCAUCGUCAUCGGCGUGCUCUACUUCGCUAUUCAUGUCAGCACGGUGUUCACAGUACUGCAGCCCGCUCUCAGGUAUGUGCUGUACGCCCUGGUGGGCUCCGUGGGCUUCAUGACCCACUACGUGCUGCCUCAGGUCAGAAAGCAGCUCCCGUGGCACUGCUUCUCCCACCCCCUGCUGAAGACGCUCGAGUAUAACCAGUAUGAAGUCCGAAAUGCAGCCACUAUGAUGUGGUUUGAGAAGCUUCAUGUGUGGCUUCUGUUUUUGGAGAAGAAUGUCAUCUAUCCACUGGUUGUUCUCAAUGAACUGAGUAACAGUGCAGAGACAAUUGCUAGUCCAAAAAAACUGGAUACAGAGCUAGGUGCUCUGAUGAUCACCAUCGCGGGCCUGAAGCUGCUGCGCUCCUCUUUCAGCAGCCCCACGUACCAGUAUGUCACCGUCAUUUUCACUGUGCUCUUUUUCAAAAUUGACUAUGAAGCGUUCUCAGAGACCAUGCUGCUGGACCUCUUCUUCAUGUCUAUCCUCUUCAACAAGCUUUGGGAGCUCCUUUAUAAAUUGCAGUUCGUGUACACCUACAUUGCCCCAUGGCAGAUUACAUGGGGUUCUGCUUUUCAUGCUUUUGCUCAGCCCUUUGCAGUGCCACAUUCAGCCAUGUUGUUUGUUCAGGCUGCCGUGUCGGCUUUCUUUUCUACUCCACUGAACCCUUUUCUGGGAAGUGCAAUUUUCAUCACUUCAUAUGUUCGACCUGUGAAAUUCUGGGAGAGAGACUAUAACACAAAACGAGUGGAUCAUUCAAAUACAAGAUUGGCUUCUCAACUUGAUAGAAAUCCAGGAUCAGAUGACAACAAUCUGAAUUCCAUCUUUUAUGAACAUUUAACCAGAUCCCUCCAACACAGUCUCUGUGGGGACCUGCUCUUGGGGCGGUGGGGAAACUACAGUACAGGGGACUGUUUCAUCCUUGCCUCUGACUACCUCAAUGCACUCGUUCACUUGAUAGAAAUAGGCAAUGGCCUGGUCACUUUCCAACUGCGGGGACUUGAAUUCAGAGGUACUUACUGUCAGCAGCGAGAAGUGGAGGCUAUUACCGAAGGCGUUGAGGAAGAUGAAGGGUUCUGCUGUUGUGAGCCUGGCCAUAUUCCUCACGUGCUUUCAUUUAAUGCUGCGUUUAGCCAGCGCUGGCUCGCCUGGGAAGUGAUCGUCACCAAGUAUAUUCUGGAGGGUUAUAGCAUCACUGACAAUAGUGCUGCUUCUAUGCUUCAAGUCUUUGAUCUCCGGAAAGUGCUCACUACUUACUAUGUCAAGGGUAUCAUCUAUUAUGUCACAACCUCUUCUAAGCUAGAGGAAUGGCUUGCUAAUGAGACAAUGCAGGAAGGACUACGCCUAUGUGCAGAUCGGAAUUAUGUUGACGUGGACCCAACAUUUAAUCCGAACAUUGACGAAGACUAUGACCAUCGGCUCGCAGGCAUAUCCAGGGAGAGUUUCUGUGUGAUUUACCUCAAUUGGAUAGAGUAUUGCUCUUCCCGAAGAGCAAAGCCACUUGAUGUGGACAAAGAUUCAUCCCUCGUGACUCUGUGUUAUGGCCUCUGUGUUCUGGGUCGGAGAGCUCUGGGCACUGCAUCCCACCAUAUGUCCAGUAAUUUAGAGUCAUUCCUCUAUGGAUUGCAUGCCCUGUUUAAAGGAGAUUUCCGUAUUUCUUCGAUUCGAGAUGAAUGGAUCUUUGCUGACAUGGAAUUGCUAAGGAAAGUAGUAGUCCCUGGAAUACGUAUGUCCAUUAAACUUCAUCAGGAUCAUUUCACUUCUCCAGAUGAGUACGAUGACCCUUCUGUGCUGUACGAAGCCAUUGUAUCUCAUGAGAAGAACCUUGUGAUCGCUCACGAAGGGGACCCUGCCUGGCGGAGCGCAGUCCUCGCCAACUCUCCCUCCCUGCUCGCCCUGCGGCAUGUCAUGGACGAUGGCACCAAUGAAUAUAAAAUCAUCAUGCUUAAUAGACGCUACCUUAGCUUCAGAGUCAUCAAAGUAAAUAAGGAAUGUGUUCGAGGUCUCUGGGCAGGACAGCAACAGGAACUUGUUUUUUUAAGAAACCGUAACCCUGAGAGAGGCAGCAUCCAGAAUGCCAAGCAAGCUCUGAGAAAUAUGAUAAACUCCUCUUGUGAUCAACCCAUUGGCUACCCAAUCUUUGUCUCACCCUUGACAACUUCCUACUCUGACAGCCAUGAACAGCUCAAAGAAAUUCUUGGGGGACCGAUCAGCUUGGGAAAUAUCAGAAGCUUUGUAGUGUCAACCUGGCACAGGUUAAGGAAAGGUUGUGGAGCUGGAUGUAACAGUGGCGGCAAUAUUGAGGAUUCUGAUGCUGGAGGUGGAACUUCCUGCACUAGUAACAAUGCAACAACUGCCAAUGAUCCUCACGGCAACUUGUCCCAGGGAAGCACUGGAAAUCCAGGCCAGGGAAGUGGAACUGGGCUCCAUCCACCUGUCACAUCCUAUCCUCCAACCCUAGGCACGAGUCACAGCGCACACUCGGUGCAGUCGAGCCUGGUCAGACAGUCCCCCGCCCGGGCCUCAGUGGCCAGCCAGUCUUCAUACUGCUACAGCAGCCGGCACUCGUCCCUGCGGAUGUCCACCACGGGCUUCGUGCCGUGCCGGCGCUCGUCUACCAGUCAGAUCUCCCUACGCAACCUGCCGUCCUCCAUCCAGUCCCGCCUCUCCAUGGUGAACCAGCUGGACCCCUCCAGCCAGAGCGGCCUGGCGGGCAUGCAGCACGGCUUGCCUUCCUCCAGCAGCUCCAGCCAAAGCAUCCCCGCCUGCAAGCAUCACACCCUCGUGGGCUUCCUGGGGACCGACGGGGGUCCGAGCAGUGGCCCCGACCCACAGCCCGGCAGCACCCCCGCCAGCAGCUCGCAUGCCAAAAAGGGGGACGUGACUUACAGAGUCCAGAUUGUGGAUCCCAGUCAAGUUCUGGAUGCAAUCAACUUGUCCAAAAGAAAGGAGCUGCAGUGGCCUGAUGAGGGAAUUCGGUUGAAAGCUGGGCGAAAUAGCUGGAAAGACUGGAGUCCCCAGGAGGGCAUGGAAGGCCAUGUGAUUCACCGAUGGGUGCCUUGCAGCAGAGAUCCAGGUACCAGAUCCCACAUUGACAAGACAGUGCUUCUGGUCCAGAUUGAUGAUAAAUACGUGACUGUAAUUGAAACUGGGGUACUAGAACUCGGGGCUGAAGUAUGAUCCUGUGUCUAGUAACUGCAUUUCUUUGCCCUCUCAAUUCCAAGACAGUGGGAAAAGAGGAGAAAGCAGAAGAUGCCUGCAAGUGUCAUUUUGAUCCUAGAUGGGAGAGACUUGAACAGAGAGUGGGUUUGAACAAGCACCUCUCUUUUUCCCUUCACCCUGACCCCUGUCACUGUCUCCAUCCCCAAAUAAAGCUGAAAUAUUUUUUUAAGUUAGCUGCCGACAAAACAUUUUGCAUGAAGGAGAUAGUUCUGUUAAAAUUACAUCCUUAAAGAAGUUUUUGUUUUUCUUAUGCAUUGCCUAUGCUUUAAAUCAACCAGCACUUCAUUUCUAAACUAUGAUCUCAUAUUUUUCUAAUUUUCUUGCCAAAAAGAAUUGCCAUGUUUUGUCAUAGAUCAUGAAAUCCAUUUACCUUGAUUUUUAAAGACAGACCAGUGUAGAAAUCUUCAGUUUGACAAAUAGCAGUAUAAAAGUUUAAUGUACAGUGAAAGAGACUAUGAACAGACAUAGAUUUAUCUUAUUCCUUGAGCGCUAAAAACUUUAAUGAAAAGACUGCACUAAUUUUUUACAACAAUGCACUAAAGUCUGAGAUUUCUCAGAAUGUUUAUUUAUAUAUAAAAAUAAAAUGCAUUAUUUAAAUUGCCUUUGGGAUUAACCCCUCCCCUUUCCUUACAAACACCCGUAGCAGGAACCGUGCUGCUCAUUUUUCUGUCAUUAGUCUGUACUUCAUGCCAGAACAUUGGACAUUUUCUUUCAAAUGAAUAUACUAAAUUUUAAGGUAUGCAUAAUUUCAUCAUUGGCAUUUUCCCGGAGCCUCUAGACAGUGGAUUGAUCCUGUGAACACUACUGCCAGCUCCUGUGUCCACAUUUCAGAUGCACCCCAGCACGACGGGGUCCAGGGUGCUUACUCCUCUCUUCUUGGGGCAAGCUCUUCUGGGAAGAAAAUGCUUUUGCUUUUCAAUGAAAAGGAUGAAAGUUCAAGAAUUUAAAGAAAAAAGAUCAGUUGCCUUUCAUUUUAAGGAUUCUUAGUUCUUGAAGUUAUUCACAUGCAGUUCAGUUUAUCAAGUAAAAGUUUUUCAGACAAAAUUAUACAAAUGGUGCAGUUCUUAUUGUUGUAUUCUCUUUAAUAACUUUACCAUUUAUUUUGCUCCUCUCUUCUUUUUCUAUUACUUGAAAUUUAUCUCCUGUAAUUUAUAGCGAAUGGCUGUAAUUUGGACUAUUUAUAACUGUGAAAUUGACUUAAUUCAUAUGUUGCCUCAUAAAUUGUAUUGUUUGUUUUUAAAUGUGUGUAUUCAGGGAAAUAUAUAUAUAUAUCUCAGAUUUAUAAUUGGGCCAAAUAGGAACUGCAAUUUCAAUUUUAUUUGUAACUUUUGGAAUUUUUCAAAUCCUUCAGAAAUUUUUUCCUUUCUGUGUGAAACUCCAAAGAAGAUUGUAUAUCUCCUCUGAGCAUUUAGGUGCAGCCCUUUCUCCCCAGCACGGAAAGUAAAAAGAAGCAGGUGAAAUUACUUUUAAUCAGAUAUUUCAUUGACUCCACUCUCUCCAGGAACUCCUUUUUCAGCAUGUGAUACUAGCCAUAUUUCAAGUACUCACCGGCCACGUGUGGUCAGUGGCUACUGUAUUGAACAAUGUGGGCUUAAAGUAUCUUUUGAUGAAGGGACUGGAGAGAGAAGCUGUUUCUCUUACUAAUCAGCUGUAGUUCUAACUGCAUAGCAGAAUUCUUUAGCAAAAAGAUUGAAAACUAAAGUAGUAAAUAGCUAAUAUACAGCAUGUUAGUGCAUUUCUACUCUAAAAUCUCUUUUUUUUCCCCUAAAUUUUUUGUGGUCAUUCAGGACCCAAAGUGCCUCUCAUUGACAUUUUCAUAGACUGAACACAGCAAAACUUACUCUUUAAACGCAUUUGUUAAAUGAUUUACUGAGCCUUUCUACAAAGGUAGCAUUUCUAAAUUGACCAGUUAACGUGUAUUUUCCUGAUACUGUCACUAUAUCUGUAUUUGCCUCAUUUUGGCAAAUCUACAGUAGGCCAUUAAAAUUCAGCCUUUUUUUAUUCUGAACCUGAAAUCUGAUAUCCCUCUUUUCUAUCUUUCUUUCUCUCUCCUUUUCACUCUCUCUUACUCUCUUUCUCUCCACAAAAAUACAUGUCGAAAGGUAUUAUGCUCCCUGCUACUUGUUCCCUUUAUUAAAUAAAUAUAAGCUUUUCAUGGUCAUUGCCUCAAUAAGAAAAGUAGAAUCUUUCUGAUUUUAGAUGGAUGAUAAUUAAUUUUCCUAUAAAUACAUGAAAACCUAAACAUCAAAUAAUUCAAUCAGAAGGAUUAAAUUAGUUUUAUACCGUCCGCUCCCAAUGCUCCACUCUCCAAGAGUUAAACAUAUAAUCUAAAAAGUCAUUUCAAAUUCAGGACUAAAUUUUAGGUGAAAUAUAUCUAUAUUUCACGAAUAUUCGUGUAUAUAUAUAUGCAUAUAUAUAUAUACACACACUCAUUUUAAAUUUUUUGUAGCAACUAAUACAGAUACAAACAUUUAUCUCAGUACAGGUUGAAUAUUGUAUAAGAUUGCCCUUUAAAUAGUGAAUUUAUGAAUUAGGAACCCCAAGAGGACUUUUCUUAAUUUUUAAGUGUGAAACUGAUAGCCUUUAACAAAACAUUCUACUGAUUUUUUAAAUUAUUGCACCAGGAAAAGAAGUAAUGACUGAAUAAAGAUUCACAUCUUAAAAAUAGUUUGAUGUAAAUUAGUACACAAAAAUAUAUACACUUUAAUAAAAUCAAUCAUAGGUGCCUCCCUUUCCCCUUUCCCCUGGGAGAAUUUUAAACUGUUUGUUUAGAUUCCCUGCUUAUCUUUUCCCAUUAUUGUACAAGACUUCAGCAUGCAUAAUUAGUGUCCUUGGUUCACUAUUGCCAAAGUUUUUUAGAGUUCUAUAAUUUGAAAGUAAAAAAUAUAUAAUGAAAACACUUUUAUUUCCAAUAAGUUUUAUAUUGAUAUCAUUCUGGUUUUUGUUUUUCGCUUUUCUUUUUAUUUCAUUUGGACUUUUGUUUUUCUCCCCUUUUGAAAAAGUCUUAAAAUGUUAUAAAUUGUGAGGUUUUUUUCCCAGUUUUGUUCAUUCAGUGUCAAUCUUCAUAGCUCAAAAUUAAGCUCUUGGUUAAUCUUCUAGCUUAUAACUUGGUGUAAAUCCUUUUUUACACCAUUUUUCAGUACUCGAUAAAACUUCACAUGUUUGCAUUUUUCUAAAGAUUGUAAUUUUCCCAAUUGUAAUCUAUUUUAGAUUAACUUUUAAAAGUUGGUAUUUGGGGGCUAGAGAGAUAGUAUGCUUGCCUUGGGUUUAGUCCCCGGCACCGUAUAUGGUCACUCAAGCCCCACUGGGAGUAAUCCCUCAGUGCAGAUCCCAGAGUAAGCCUGAACACCACCAAGGUGUGACCCCGUGCUCCCCCUAAAAAAUUGAUACUUAAGCUACUUGGGAGAAUAGGUGAAGUUGUAUAUUCUUAAGAGGAGAUUAAUUGCCUUUCAGGAAAUUGGUGAACAACAGGUGUUCUGCCAUCUUUGAGUUUCCAUUGCUGGAAAAUUAACUUCCAUUAGAUUUGGAGUAUUUUUUAAGGUAUUUGCUGUAUAGCUGGGAUAGUUCUAGUAGUCCUUGAAACAGAGGUAGGUACACAAUAUCUCUGUCCUAAGUGAAAUUUAGAAUGUUAUUCUGUGUACCAAAUGUCAGGGAAUAGAAAAUCCAAGUUUUUAUAUAGGAAGUGACAGCUCCUUAAGAACAUUCUUUUUCUUCCUGUUGUUUGUCUUUGCAUCUUAUUAAAAAAUACAGAAAACAGCCUCAAAUUUAAGCAAGGGUAACAUGGCCUUAAGAAAGCCCACCUGGCUUCCCGGAAGCAUGCUUCAGCAUCUGCUUAGAGACACUUUGUCUGGUGGAUCACAGCAUGGACUCAUGCAUCCAGAGUUGUGUUUUUGUAUCUUAACCGAAUCUAAAACUCUCUCUUUGUUUUGAUAAACUUUCAGACAUACUUCCUCCUGAAUAUGACUUGAGAAAAAGAUGAUUUAGUAAUUAUGUGUGAGAAUUAUUUGAAUUUAUGUUUACUGUAUACUAAACUGUAAACUGCUGCCCAGAUAGUUAAUGGUGUUUGUUUUAAUUGUUUUGUUUUAUUUCUGUGAGUAUGAACAAAGCUCUUUCUAACUUUUUUUUUAAGUCAUCAGUAUUCGUUUUUUGUUACUUUUUUGUGGUGUAAUAUAAUGAUAUAAAAUUACUUUGCCUGAACAUAGAACCAGUCCAUUUUUCCUCUGAUAAGAAACAUUGUCCAGAUGAAGUUAUAAAAUGGCCCUUUUUAUUCUAGCUUUGUUUCAGUCUAAUGUGGAAAUCUGGUCUCUAAGAAAGGCCCAGAGAAAGAGGAAAAUUGUUGUGUAUUAUCUUGGAUAUGUAUAGUUUCUUUCUUAUUAUUAAGUAUUUAAAAUUUAGCUUCUCUUUGUUUUUCUUUACAAAGAUCUGGUUAGUUCUUCUCCCCCAUUUUUUUUUAAUCUCAUUAAAUGUUUAGGUAAGAACUGUGGUUGGAAAGGAAUUAAUUAUACAAGUAGAUUUGGCAGGUAUGUGAAUGGAGUGAAUUUUUGCUUGCAACAGAAGUAUGUUUUCAACUUCAAAUAAUCUAACCUGAGUCCUCUGUCAAGAAUUAUGCGUGAUAGGAACUUCCUUAUAUUGCCUGUAAGCCACAUAGUCUUUCUGAAUUGAAGUAAUUAAGUUUAUUUGUGAGCUGGACAUUAUUAUCUGCCAAUAAUGGAAGCAACGUAGCAUUAGAUGGAAGAAUCAGAGCUAAUUGUUAUUGCAGGAUUAUAUGACAACUCUGUUCUACGACUUAUACCUAUUAUAUAGGGUUAUAACUUUUUCUCAUGACUCAGCUCCUCUACCUGACAGUUUAUGAUUCAGUGGAGCCUAGUGAUAAGGUGAAUUCCUAGGUAUUACACACACAAAUGAGGUGGUAUCUUGGAAUUCAGAAGGGAGUAGCAGUAGAAAAUGGGACAACUGCUUCAGACGACACUUCGAUUUAGUGUAGUUGUGGUCAAACAAGAUUUUUUUUUUUAAUAUAUGAAGCUUGAUUCUACAGCCAAAACAAUAGAAACAGGGGUAGGGGAAAUCACGUCUGCUAAUGCUUUUCUAAGGCUUAUAGUUUAAGUGAAAGCAAAUUGUAAAAACUGAUUAUCUUAACCCUACACGAGUCUAGCAAUGAGCUCUGCAUGAGGAAAUGGAAGGAAGAAAAUUACAAAUGGCCCUAGCAGGGUAGGUGUGAGGAAGGAAAAUGGGUUUCCCUUUUCUGAUCAUGGGCUCUGAGAAGUCUUCAUUGCCUCUACCAGCAUUCAGUGUAAACCAGAGAAAGAAUAUAUGUACCUGCGCGUGUCUCCGAGAGUGUGUGUCUGAGUGUUUGUUAUUCUGAACAGCUUGUAAAUAUUGUAGUUGUUUAAAAUGGAAUAUAAAAGCUGAGAUUGUUUCUUUUCUUUGCAAAUAUAUUGCAUCAAAAAUACAGUAUUGGCAGUGGAUAUAACACUGAGGAAAUAAAUUUUGUUUUCAUUUUGC
Messenger RNA from Sorex araneus (European shrew), 12877 nucleotides. It is a transcript of the gene PCNX1, whose product is annotated as pecanex 1. The transcript has 36 exons. Gene Ontology annotation, cellular component: membrane. The record is from RefSeq and is a predicted model, not a curated record. Bases 341 to 7333 code for a protein of 2330 amino acids. Lineage: Eukaryota; Metazoa; Chordata; Mammalia; Eulipotyphla; Soricidae.